UGAAGUGUUUGUCAAUAACCACAACAAUUUGUCCACCAAAAACCAAAACAAUUUAAAAAAAGGUUUUUCCUUUGCUACGGCACAAAAUGAUUGUAGUACAGAAUUUUUCAGCUGAAAGUUCCACUAUCGAGAUUCAUUAACUGAAGACGUUAGACAUGUAUAGCUUUCAUAUAGAAAUAUUGCUGAAGAGCAAUUACUGUUUCCUGACACUAAACUUAGAUAUUUUAAAUGAAUUGAAUUGAAGCAUACUAGUAUUCAGUAUGUUCAAGUAUUCUCAGUAUGGUGAGAAACGAGGAGAAGUGUGGCAAUGGCCAACUCAUAUGCGCCUCUCUCGAAUCGUCUUGAUGGUAUUAAUUAUUUUAAUUCUAACCCCGUUAUUUACACAUUUUUAUUUAUCAAAUAUAGAAAGAAAUAUUGGUACAAUCACACAUAGUGCACAUUCACAUGUAGAUUUACCAGAUGAAUUCAUUGAAAUGAACGAUGCUGAUUUAAAAGUCCAUAUAGAAGAAUUAUUGAGAAUAAAGGGCUCAGUUCUGAGCGAAUUGAGGGAUAUGGAAUCAAAAAGGCAGAAAUUGUUGGCAGAGAUACAAUCUUACAUGAAAUCUAUUGAAGAAUUAAAACAAGAAUUGGUACACCAACAAACAAAUCUUAAUAAACUGAAAAUUUCUGUGGAACAAGCACAAGUUGCGCAAAGAGAAGCUCUAGAACAAAACACCCCAGACUUAGCUUUACCUAUUAGAUUAUUACCGGAAAAUGUGAUGGAAGAAAGAUUGUUGCCAUCUACAGCAGAAUCAAAAAAAUGUAGAAUGUUCUCUUGUUUUGAUCAUUCUCGAUGUUCUUUGACGUCAGGAUUUCCAGUUUAUCUAUAUGAACCUGAUGAGUUCAGAAUACUUCAGAAGGGUUGGGAUGUGGAUGGAUUUUUAAAGACAACAUUGAAACAAGCUCUAGGUUAUAAUCCUCAUCUCACAAAUGAUCCAAAAGAGGCUUGUAUUUAUUUAGUGUUAAUUGGUGAAGCUUUGAAAAAUAGUGAAAGUGUUAGUUCAAAUUCUACUGAUCCUGUACCUUCAGUUGACUCGACAGCUUUGAGGAAAUUGAAAUAUUGGGGAGGGGAUGGAAGAAAUCAUGUUCUUUUAAAUUUAUCAAGAAGAGAUUUGACUAUUCAUACUGGAAAUAUUUUUAAGUCUAUAGACACAGGACGAGCUAUCAUAGUCCAAUCAACCUUUACAUAUGACAGUUUUCGUCCUGGCUUUGACCUCAUAGUCACACCUGUGUUAGGACCACCUGGUGGUGAUGUAUGGCAAGAAUGCAGUGCUAUGCUUCCAGCAAGAAGGAAAUAUUUAUUGACCUUUCAAGGAGAAAUGAAAUCAGAUUCACCAACAAGCGUUGAACGUUCAGAAUUGGAUACUUUUGUGAUAGAACAUUUGAAGAGAUUGUUGAAUACCGGUACCUCUGAUAAAUUCUUGUUUGAAUUUGGAUGUAGCCUAGCUAAUGAGGAUAAUAGCAAUGUUGGACCAGAAGACUGGGCGUUGUGUGGUACUGAUGGAUCUAGAAAGAUGAUACUGAAGGAAUCCACCUUUGUGUUGAUAUUUGCCCCCGGUAGUGAACUAAUUUCGACAAGUCUGCUGCAAGCAAGACUCUACGAGGCGUUAAGAUCUGGCGCUAUUCCUGUUAUAUUGGGCGGCGAUCAGAUCCGUCUCGCCUACGACGAAGUUCUGCAUUGGCGCAGAGCUGUGAUUUUCUUGCCUAAAGCAAGAAUAACCGAACUUCAUUUUUUGCUCAGGACUAUACCUGAUGAAGAUAUUUUACUGAUGAGACGACAGAGCAGGUUGAUUUGGGAAAAGUACUUGGCGUCUGUUCAGAGUACUGUGGAUACAAUUGUUGCUGUUUUGAGGGAUAGAUUGAAUAUUCCGCCUUUGCCUGUGGACACUGUGGCAGCUACAUCUGUUUUCAAUGAAACCUUUCAACCACUAUUUGUUAGCACCCCUGUCGAAGGGGAACAAGAAGAAAGUUUAGGACCAAUAGAGCCGCCUUUUGACAGUCCUUCAUACAGACGAAAUUAUAGUUUAAUCCUAACCCAAGGCCAUGAGCUCUGGAACGAUUGGGGUGAUCCUUUUCGGCUCUAUCCUGCCUUGCCAACAGAUCCGUGGCUACCGUCAGACGCUAAAUUCAUGGGUUCUGGACGGGGCUUCAGGCCGAUUGGUCAAGGUCAAGGAGGGGCUGGAAAAGAAUUCUCCGAAGCAUUGGGCGGUAACCAACCCAGGGAACAAUUCACAGUACUUCUUCUCACUUACGAACGUGAGCAAGUCCUUCUCGAUUCGAUAGCCAGACUUCGAGGCCUGCCCUAUCUGCACUCUGUGGUAGUCGUGUGGAAUUCUCCCAAACCCCCAAGCGCCGAGCUGAAAUGGCCCGACAUUGGUGCUCCACUCCACGUGGUCAACGCCGCUAGAAAUUCCCUAAACAAUAGGUUUCUACCUUUGGACAACCUGAAGACUGAAGCCGUUUUAUCUGUAGAUGACGAUGCGCACCUGAGGCAUGACGAGAUACUUUUCGGAUUCAGGGUUUGGCGGGAGCACAGACAUAGGAUUGUGGGAUUUCCAGGAAGAUACCAUGCAUGGGAUAUAAAUACCCAGAACAGCUGGCUGUACAACUCGAACUAUAGCUGCGAGCUCAGCAUGGUCCUGACGGGCGCGGCCUUCUUACACAGACAUUACCUGCAUCUCUACUGGAAAUGGCUGCCCCAAGCCAUCAGGGAUAAGGUCGACGAAUACAUGAAUUGCGAAGACAUAGCCAUGAAUUUCCUGGUCAGCCACAUAACGAGACAGCCACCUGUGAAAGUCACAUCGCGGUGGACGUUCAGAUGUCCCGGAUGUCCGCAGAGCCUAUCCGAAGAUGACACUCAUUUUCAGGAGAGGCACAAGUGCAUCAAUUUCUUCUCCCAGGUGUUUGGAUACAAUCCGUUACUCAACACGCAAUACAGAGCAGAUUCGAUUCUCUUCAAAACUCGGAUACCCCAUGACAAACAGAAAUGUUUUAAAUUUAUAUGAAAUUUGAAAUUCCCUCAACAAGCAAUUGAUCUCUUAAUGUAAAAAUCAAUGGUAGCUUUAUUAUUUCGUUCCUUGAUGGAUAUACGGGAGUUGGUCGUGAAAAUGUUUACGAAUAUACAGGGUGUUUCACAAUAAAUUGGACGAAUUUCAGUCGGGUAUAGAUGAGAUCAGGAAAACAUGUUUUCCUCAUCAUAUAUACUCCGUUUCGGAAGCAUUAGCUAGGUACGGGGUUUUGAGGUCAUUUUUCAGCAAUAUUUUUGUGAAUGUGUGCAAGUUCUGAAACAAAACGCCAUUUUGAAUUUAUUUUUUCGGAAUUCUGUACCAUAAUUCGUUUAAGCACUAAAAAAUACCAACAAAUCGGUAUUUCCAAAUUCACAAUUCACCACAUUCAAUGAAAUAUUGCUGAAAAAUGACAGGUUUCUUCGAAAGCAGGGUAUAUAUCAUAGGAGUUUAUAAUAACACCCUGCAUAUUUAGUUAAUUUUAUUUGUG
Coccinella septempunctata (seven-spotted ladybird) is the source of this 3534-nucleotide messenger RNA. It is a transcript of the gene botv, whose product is annotated as exostosin-3. The record is from RefSeq and is a predicted model, not a curated record. The transcript has 6 exons. Lineage: Eukaryota; Metazoa; Arthropoda; Insecta; Coleoptera; Coccinellidae. Gene Ontology annotation, molecular function: glycosyltransferase activity. Bases 261 to 3044 code for a protein of 927 amino acids. Gene Ontology annotation, cellular component: membrane.